Molecule: messenger RNA, 2187 nt
Organism: Chilo suppressalis (striped riceborer)
Lineage: Eukaryota; Metazoa; Arthropoda; Insecta; Lepidoptera; Crambidae
Source: the annotation of a GenBank genome assembly
AUGACUGCGUUUGAAGAAUUCGGCGUGCUUUCCGAAUUGGGUAAGGCUAUCGAAGAAAUGGAUUGGACCUUGCCUACUGACGUUCAAGCUGAAGCCAUACCACUGAUUCUCGGUGGAGGAGAUGUUCUUAUGGCAGCGGAAACUGGUAGCGGUAAAACCGGCGCUUUCUGCUUACCCAUUCUGCAAAUUGUUUGGGAAACCCUAAAGGAUCUUCAAGAGGGGAAGGGCAACAAAGUUAUAGCACAGAUUUCAUCGGAAUGGACUAUGUCUUUCUUCGAUCGUACAGAUGCGUUAGCAGUCACUCCAGAUGGUUUACGGUGUCAGUCUCGUGACCAGCAGGGCUGGCAUGGCUGCCGAGCUACUAAAGGAGUGCACACUAAAGGAAAUUAUUAUUAUGAAGCCACUGUUACUGAUGAAGGCUUGUGUCGUGUAGGAUGGUCUACCCAAGCCGCCCGAUUAGAUCUUGGUACAGAUAGAUUAGGUUUUGGUUUUGGUGGAACAGGCAAGAAAUCAAAUGCCAAACAAUUUGAUGACUAUGGAAGUGCUUUUGGAAAAAAUGAUGUCAUAGGUUGUCUUCUCAGUUUGACAAAUGGAGAAAUUCGUUACACUAAAAAUGGUGAAGAUCUAGGUGUUGCAUUCAAGUUAGAUCAAUCAAGACGUUCAGACUGCUAUUUCCCUGCAGUUGUGCUGAAAAAUGCAGAAAUGAGCUUCAACUUUGGUGCACAACCCUUCAAGCAUUCAUCACCUAAAGACUUCAUAGGAAUUUGUCAAGCCCCUAAAGAAUUUGUUAAGAAUAAUGUUAUCACAGCUGGUACCGCUGUAGACAGUAAACCAGUCAACAAUGCUCCACAAGCAAUCAUCAUAGAGCCAUCACGUGAAUUAGCUGAGCAAACAUGCAACCAGAUUACGAAAUUCAAAAAGUAUCUAGAAAACCCUAAAGUGCGCGAACUAUUGGUUGUUGGAGGCGUCAAUGUUAAAGAUCAAAUAAACCAGCUCUCUUCAGGAAUCGAUAUAGUGGUUGGAACACCAGGACGUCUAGAAGAUUUGAUUCAAGGAGGUUAUCUAGCGUUGACCCAUUGUCGAUUCUUCGUAUUGGAUGAAGCUGAUGGCCUACUCAAGGCAGGGUAUGGAGAACUGAUUGAGCGAUUACAUAGACAGAUCCCUAAAAUCACAUCCGACGGUCGUCGCUUACAGAUGGUUGUGUGCUCAGCUACCCUGCAUGCAUUUGAAGUUAAGAAAAUGGCGGAGAAACUUAUGCAUUUCCCUACUUGGGUGGAUUUGAAAGGUGAAGAUGCUGUGCCUGAAACCGUUCAUCAUGUGGUUGUGAUGGUUGACCCACAAAAGGACCGUCAAUGGGAAACAUUACGCAGGCAUGUUCAGACUGACGGUGUACACGCAAAAGACAAUAUUCGCAGCGGUAACACCACGCCGGAGACUCUCUCCGAAGCCGUCAAGAUUCUCAAGGGAGAGUAUUGCGUACGCGCCAUCAGGGAACACAAGAUGGACAGGGCUAUAAUCUUCUGUCGCACCAAACUGGACUGCGACAACAUGGAGCGUUACCUGAAGUCGUUCGGCAAGGAGUUCACUUGCGUAUGCUUGCACGGGGACCGCAAGCCGGCCGAGCGCAAGGGGAACCUGGAAAUGUUCAAGCAGUCGCAGGUCAAGUACCUGAUCUGCACCGACGUCGCCGCCAGGGGUAUCGAUAUAUCAGGACUGCCAUUCAUGAUCAACAUAACACUUCCCGAUGAGAAGUCUAACUACGUGCACCGCAUCGGUCGCGUCGGGAGAGCCGAGCGGAUGGGGCUCGCCAUCAGUCUCGUGUCCUCUGUACCGGAAAAGGUGUGGUACCACGGCGAAUGGUGUUCGUCCCGCGGCCGCAACUGUUGGAACACGAGUCUCAUCGACGACCGACCUAAAGGGUGCUGCAUGUGGUACAACGAGCCUCAGUAUUUGGCGGAUAUAGAAGACCACUUGAACGUUACCAUUCAGCAAGUCGAGCCCGACAUAAAGGUCCCCAGCAACGAGUUUGACGGCAAAGUUGUGUAUGGUCAGAAGAGGACGCAAAUCGGAACUGGCUAUCAGGAUCACGUUACCCAAAUGGCGCCUGUAGUACGAUCUCUGCAAGAACUGGAGUCUCAGACGCAACUGUAUUACCUCAAAAUGCACCACAACGUUACUAUAGCGUAA